UAAAUUAGUCUGUGAAAAUAACACAGGAGUAGUUGUGUUGCACGUAAUCUUUAUUUUCAAUUUCUACAUAAUUUUCAGUGAUAUUCAUUUUAAUAAAAAAUGAAGUUUAGAAUUAUGUAAACAGUAUACAUCUAGUUGGAGACAGUGACACUGUCGCUGUUGUUGAAGCUUAUCAGUAAAAGGUCAACGAAAUGUUGCGAGGGUAAUUUGGAAUUUUUGACGGGAAUUUAUCAAAACAAUGGUUCCUGCGCCGAGUUGUCCUGAUACAUGGGACUACUGGACGUCCUCACCAUCGGACUAUGUAGAGCUGACAUGUCUCCUACCCAAUUCUAUUUACAUUCCUUUGAAAGUGAGCUGGGAUGCUACUCUUCAUGAUGUCAAGGAGGAACUAUGGGACAGAGCAGGGAGUUAUCCCUUAUUUGGGAUGCUCCAUGAGAUGUCUGGUUAUGUUUUCCAAUUUGUCAAUUCCCUUGCUGCACCAGAGGAGGUUGAUGAUGAGAAUAAACGUCUCCGAGACAUCAAACCAGUAUGUGGUGUUCUUAUGAUAAUAGAAAGAUCUGUGAAGCGACCAGGAGAACAAUUAUUAAAUACACAGAUUAGUCACUUAAUUGGAAAAGGAUUAAAUGAAUUUGAUAGUUUGAGAAGCUCUGAAGUAAAUGAUUUUCGCAAGCAAAUGCGCUGUUUAGCUGAAGAGAGUCUAAUGCGAAGAUUACAAAGCACAUGGCAGGAGAGGCUAAGAUAUCAGUGCCCACCAAGACUUGCUGACCAACCAGUGCCUGCUACACUCAAAAGCCAUCUGAAUAAGAACUGCUUCAUACUUGUCACAAAGUUUGCCAAUUCAGAGUUUUCAUCGUCACUAUGUGUACCUAUCGCGCGCACGCCGCAGCAACAUAUUGAGAUAAUCCUCCGGAAGCAGGCGACCUCACUAAACAUGCGCAUAGAGCACGCCUCCAACUACGUACUAAAAGUCUGCGGUCGCGAAGAGUACCUGUUCGGCGACUACCCGCUCAUACAAUUCCAAUACAUCCAGGAGAUGCUUUCUCGCGACCUCGUGCCUCAAGUGAUGACCAUCAGCAUGGACAAACUACAGUUUUUGUCUGAUGCACAACGUUAUCGUAUACCAGAACGUGAUAGACUGAUGUCGGAGCACUCGAACACGAUGCGCAAGCGCAAGAAUGAAUCUUCGUGGCACAUUGAUAAGAAUUAUUCUUGUACCGUACUCUGCGUGGGUGGACUCAACGUAGAUCCUGGCAGAGUAGUUGAGGUUAUUUGUCAAGCUGGCAUAUUCCAUGGCGGGAAAGCGUUGUGUGAGGCUCAGAAGACUCGCGCUGCUCCCGUGUCUCGUGAUGGAGUGGCACAGUGGGAUCAGGAGUUGAAAUUCCCUGUAAAAGUCCAUAACGUACCCAGGAUGGCUCGUCUCUGCUUUGGUAUCUAUGAAAUCAUCAAGAUCAAGAGCAAGAAGCGCGGGAAAGAAGCGAGCAAGGAUUCCAUCAACAAAUUGGCGUGGGCGAAUACAAUGAUAUUCGAUUACAAGGACCAGUUGCCUACUGACGGUAUGACCUUAUAUAUGUCGACACACGUCGCAGACGAGACCCAAGGAGACGAUCAGCUGUUACAUCCGCUGGGCACUGUACUGACUGGUACGAAUACAGACUCCUGCGCAGCGUUACAAGUCCGAUUUUCAAACUACGAAUGCCAAUAUCCAAUUUUAUUUCCUAAACAAGAAAUUGUACGCGCGUACUCGGAACGCGUUGAAACUAUAGCGCCGGACGCAGUCGCCCGGCUAGGUAGAGAUUUUGAGAAGUUACGAGUUACCGCCGAAAAAGACCCUAUGUACGAGAUGCAUGAGCAAGACAAGAAAAAUAUGUGGGCGCUGAGGAAUCAUUUCCGCGAGGAGGCACCCGAGCUGUUGCCUCGCCUGUUGUCGUGCGUGGAGUGGGGGGAGCGCGCGGAGGCGGCGGCGGCGUCGCGUCUGGUGGCCGAGUGGCCGCCGCUGCCGCUCGAGUCCGCGCUGGAACUGCUCGAUUACGCGUACGCCGACCAUGCGGUCAGGAGCUUCGCUGUACGGUGUCUGGAGAAGAUCAGUGAUGAAGACCUACUACUGUAUCUACUACAAUUGGUACAAGCACUGAAACAUGAAUCGUAUCUGAUGUGCGACCUCUCCGUGUUCUUACUACAGAGGGCGUUCAAGAACAUGAUCAUAGGACAUUACCUCUUCUGGCACUUGAGAUCUGAGAUGCACAUGCCAUCUGUAUCGGUCCGGUUCGGUCUGAUGCUGGAGGCGUACUGCCGCGGCUGUCAGGAUCACAUCAACAGUCUCAUGCGUCAGAUCGCCUGUCUAGACAAACUCAAGUGGGCAAGUCAAUGUAUUCGUAAGAAAAAGGAGAUCUCAAAAGCGCGAGCUGCUCUACAGCAGCAUCUACAAGAGCAGCAUUGUAUCGAAACUCUCUCGGAUUUCGUUUCACCCCUGAAUCCCAGCUUCGUGUGUAGGAGAAUCAAACCGGAACGAUGUCGGGUGAUGGAUAGUAAAAUGCGACCGCUAAUGGUGGACUUCGAGAACGUGGACCCCAACGGUGCCGACAUAAGGAUUAUACUGAAGAUAGGAGACGAUCUGAGACAGGAUAUGUUCACGUUACAAAUGCUAAGGAUCAUGGAUCGACUAUGGAAGAGUCAUGGAUAUGACUUUAGAUUGAGUCCGUACAACUGCAUCUCUAUGGAGAACGAAGUGGGCAUGAUCGAGGUGGUAGAGGAAGCAGAAACAGUCGCCAACAUACAGAAACAGAGCGCUUUGUUUAACGCAGCCUCCACCAUAUACAGAGCUACUCUACUCCAAUGGUUGAAGAAACAAACUGAAGAUGAAGGUGGUAAACAAAACGAGGUGGCUUUCAAUAAAGCAGUGGACGAGUUCACUAUGAGCUGUGCCGGAUACUGCGUCGCUACAUACGUGCUCGGGAUCGCUGAUCGGCAUCCCGACAAUAUCAUGGUCAAGAAAAGUGGACAGCUGUUUCACAUAGACUUCGGCCACUUCCUGGGUCAUUUCAAGCAGAAGUACGGGUUCAAGCGGGAACGUGUCCCGUUCGUGUUGACGCACGACUUCAUACACGUCAUCAACAAAGGCCAGAGAGGGACGGGUGAUAACGAGCCCAUAGACUUCAAGAUAUUCCGUGAACAUUGCGAGACGGCGUUCAGAAUUCUCAGGAAGCAUGGGCAUUUAAUCCUGUCACUUUUCUCGAUGAUGAUCUCAACCGGUCUGCGCGAGCUCAGCUCCGAGAAGGACCUCCAGUAUCUGCGCGAGACACUCGUAAUGGAUCUAUCUGAGGAGAAAGCUAUGGAGCAUUUCCGUUCUAAAUUCAGCGAGGCGAUGAAGAACUCUUGGACUACAUCGUUCAACUGGGCGAUACACAAUAUAGACAAGAAUAACUGACAGCGACCCGUCGGCCGCCGCCUCAAGCGGCUCCCGCCCAAACAUCAGCCGCAGACGCUGUGAGAUAACAGACUUUAAUUAUAUAAUGAUUCGGUUCAAAUUCGCUUGUUCCUCUCAUAUAAAACAUUGGACGAUUCAUUGUCACCGCUGCCGUGUAUUCUCGAUUUCUUUAUCAAGAACAGGUUAGAUAUAUUAGUCUCCGGAUAAACCAUGGUACUUGAAUCAUUUUGAUUAGUCGGAAACAUCUAGAGUUAGGUUUUCCUGUAAUUUCAUAGAAAAUAAAUCUUGUGAGCAACUGUUGAUUGGUUAUGACAGUACCACAGCUCAAGUCAUGUCUUGUUAAAAAGUUUGAACACACUUUAACAAUACAAUUUUUAUGGGACUUGGACGUGUAUGGUUUUAUAUAAAUUUUUACUUAUAUAAAACCAUACACGCCAAACGUUUUGAUUCCAACAAAGAUUUAGAUGACCAACAUUUACCGAUAAAAAAAUAUGAUUGUAGAAUGAUAUAAAACGCGCUUAAUUCGUUUAAAGUUGUUUUAUUAAACAAAUUCGGAAUGUUAUUGUAUUCGCUGGGUGCGAAGUAGGAGGUGGGGGAACCACGAAACGAUCGAAGCGCGCACUGUGGCGGAAAAAGGAACUGCGGUCGGACGAACUGUUACUUUUUACUUGAUAAAUUAUCGGAAUUUUAAGUAAAAAUAAAUAAUUAUGUGUCACGAAACAAGCUGCGUGAUUGACAGAAACCGUGAUCGAUGUCGAGAGGAUAUUUUUUAAAAUUCCUGCAAUGAUUCCAAGAAGUAAAAAUUUCAUAAUGCUAACGUGAUUAUAUUUUUAUUUAGCUACCGCCAGAUAAUUACGUCUGCCAUUUUAGAGCAGCAAUGUUUUACCGGUUUGCAUUAAUCGACGAAUAAGUAUAGGUGAAUCCGUAACAAAACACAACAAUGGUAGUAUGAGUACUAAGAAAGGUGUUUAUAAUAAUUAAACUGAGUUUAAAACAUUAACCUUUUUACAUCUCCAACAAGUUAAGCCGAAACCAAUUAUUUACUUUUAUGUUUGUUCAUGGUUGGGAUGUUGUGUGUUCGGAAUCCAGUUUUUAUAAUUAAUUUGUCUAUGUUUUAACUGAAUGUUUUAAGAGAAAGUAAAAAGUCUGCAUUAUUAACGACACUAUAGUUAUAAAUGAUUGUCUGGAAUAAAUAUAUGUAAUGCGUUAUUCGAUUAAAUUUGUAAAUUUUUUUACGUUCGUGUGUACUAUCUAAAAUUUACUGAUUAUUGCAUUUUAGACGAG
Molecule: messenger RNA, 4708 nt
Organism: Diatraea saccharalis (sugarcane borer)
Lineage: Eukaryota; Metazoa; Arthropoda; Insecta; Lepidoptera; Crambidae
Source: the annotation of a GenBank genome assembly